Messenger RNA from Podospora pseudopauciseta, 2351 nucleotides. RefSeq lists its product as uncharacterized. Gene Ontology annotation, biological process: regulation of transcription by RNA polymerase II. The coding region runs from base 349 to 1806 and encodes 485 amino acids. Gene Ontology annotation, cellular component: SAGA complex. The record is from RefSeq and is a predicted model, not a curated record. Gene Ontology annotation, molecular function: transcription coactivator activity. Lineage: Eukaryota; Fungi; Ascomycota; Sordariomycetes; Sordariales; Podosporaceae. The transcript has 5 exons.
CCUACAACUACACCCGCCGCAACUCUGUUACUGAGAGGCCCCGCAAAAUUCAAUUACAGACACUGAGCAACCGAGGACCUGACCACCAUCAAGUUUGGCUGAUCGACGACAACACCAUCCAUUCCAAGGCGACACCAUGCCAAGUCCAUCACUCUGACUGCGGAUCCGCGAUCGCAUGAGUCUGGCCUUCAUUUUGAUGCGCAAAUGACUGCCGCUUCACGUUGCGACCACUGUGCAUUUCGCGCGCGACGAAACUGAACCCUGCUCCUUUCUCUCUUUCGCGCCUCCGGAUCAGGAUUGCUCCAGCCAUAUCUGUACAUCUACAACUCCAAGGCUGGCCACACCACCAUGGUCGACAUCGACCCCGCCGCCCUGAGCCGGCCUUCCAUCAGCGUCUCUACCCCCAUUCUCGCCAACAAAUCCAUCAAUGUCUCGGCCCCGUCGCUGCACAAGACUCCCAAAACGAGCCAGCUUAUACCCGCCCGCAUAGACCUCGAGCCGAUAUACACGCAGUUAAAGUCCACCAUUGGCCCCGAACAAUGGGUUAUUUACAAAGAAACAAUCACAAACUUCCUGAUCGGCCGCCUCAAUCAAGCCGAGUUCAGCGAGCGCAUAGACCCAAUAUUAGCUUCCCCUGACGGCCAAAGAGAACAUUUACAUAACCAGCUCAUUGCUGCCAUCUAUGGAAAUGUCACGAGGGAGAUGCCGGACCAGGGCCUUGCGCCCUGGGUCAGUGCCAAUGACAAGCCGUCCACCACGACAGGCAACAAGCCCGUGUCUGGUGAUGCUGCCGAAAGGAGGUUAAAGGGGGAGGUCAUGCAGUUGCCGGCACGAGACAGGCGGAGGAUCAAGGACAUUGUACAAAACGAUUUCGACCCAUUCAACUCCUUGGCAGAUGUAUUUACAGACCAGAGCCGCAUCAAACCUGCCAAGACCACCGAGGUACCAGCAAGCGCAGCAGGGGGUCUCAGUCGCAUGAACUUUGACCUCGAGAUCCGAAAACGCUUUGCCCAACCUCUUGCCGUCGAGUCAGGCGAAUUCCCUGACGUAUCUAGUAUCGAAGCCCGCAUGUUGCCCUUUUGCUAUGAAUCUGGUCUCAUCUCCGGCCACGCGCCAGAAGCUGCCCAGUUCAUGUCUAUCGCCACCGACACGUUUAUAAAAGAAGUUCUUACGCAGGUAUUUAGUCGUACUCGCAGCAACGGACCCGGCGACUCUGGAAAUGCUGGCUUUGGGCCAGGGGGUGCAUGGGUUCAGACGCACAAAUACAAGAAGCAACUGGCAAAGGAAGAAGAAGCCUUCCAAAGGGGAGAGCUGACCAGGGAUAAGAGCGGGCUGUUGCCGAUCGAAGCCAAAGCUGCGAGCGAAAGAGGACCUCUUGGAAUGACAGAUUUGAGGUUGGCGUUAAAUGUGGGCGACUGUGGAAUGGCAAACUUCCCGACAAUAGUGAAAACGAUUGUCAACGACUACCGAGAAGGAGAGUUGGAAGAUUGGGAAUCUUACACGUAUAUUAAGAAGGAAGGUGGAAGGAUAUUAGGCGAAACCGACGAUGAGGAUGUCGAGAUGGGCGGCACGACGACAAUGGUGAACGGAAUGCCGUCGUUAAUACCAUUACCAACAGCAGCUGGUGGCAGCAAAGCCCUGGCCACGGCAACCACAGACCCACCACCACUUACAAAUGGAAUAGGAGGGCACGGUCACGGGCCAGAUGUUAUGGAUAUCGACAAUGAUCUUUGGUGGGAGGGAGCCGACCCGGCAGAUGGCGAUUUCUUGAAUUCGGUAUUGGAUUCAACGUUGGCUGUGGGGUAAGACUUUGCAAGACUUGCUUGUCAUUGCUCUUGUAUUUUCUCAUUUGUUUCCUGUGCUUUCAGAUUCCCCUGUGGUCAUUUAUUUUUGGUUUAUUUGGGGUAGGAUGGUGGGUAUUAUAUCUAUGUUGGCGAUGGCACUCUUGGCUGGCGUUUGCUUUCUGGCGAGAGCGACAUAGGCGAUGUCAUUUGGCGAAUUGGCGUACAUGGGGUAAGAUGCGAGCGGUUAUCUUUGCUUUGCGCUUAUACCUGGAGUCAGGGGGUUGCAUUUAAAGCCUUUUUUUCCUUCACUGCAUUUUCUUGUAUAUCCUGUUUGAUAUUGUAGAACAUGGGGGCUUGAAGCUUGAUGGAUGGUGGGAUGUUUGAACAAGGUUGAAAAGCGUAGUUGUGUGUUGAGAGGAAGGCAAGCAUUCAUGGGAAACUAAAAGAGUGUGUGUGUGUGAGAGAGAGAGAGAGAGAGAGAGGAUAUUCUAUUACUGGCUGUGGUCCUCACCUUGCAGGGCUGCCUGUAUUUUAUGACCGAUACCCAAUUAAAAAACAGCCCGAGAG